GUGAGGAAGGAGGGCACGCUCUGUUUACGUACUCAGGCGGGAUCAACCCGGAAGUACAUGUGCGCGGAGGCGGAAGUUGCAUCUAGUUUUUAUGUCCCGGAAUUUUGGAGUUUGUGAAGUGGUGGCGGUGGCAGUGAAUUCAAAAUGUCGAUAGAAAUCGAGUCUUCGGAUGUUAUACGACUGAUCAUGCAGUACCUGAAGGAGAACAGCUUGCAUCGUGCCUUGGCCACUCUUCAGGAGGAAACCACAGUGUCACUGAACACAGUGGACAGCAUUGAGAGCUUUGUGGCAGACAUUAAUAGUGGCCAUUGGGAUACAGUACUACAGGCAAUACAGUCAUUGAAGCUCCCGGACAAAACACUCAUUGAUCUGUAUGAGCAGGUUGUUUUGGAAUUGAUAGAGCUUCGUGAACUGGGUGCAGCCAGAUCCCUUCUUAGACAAACAGACCCAAUGAUCAUGUUAAAGCAGACCCAACCAGAACGAUACAUUCACCUUGAAAAUCUUUUGGCUAGGUCCUAUUUUGAUCCCCGUGAGGCAUACCCAGAUGGGAGCAGCAAAGAGAAGCGGAGAGCUGCCAUUGCCCAAGCUUUGGCUGGUGAAGUCAGUGUCGUGCCUCCAUCUCGUCUUAUGGCCUUGUUGGGACAGGCACUGAAAUGGCAGCAGCAUCAGGGACUGCUUCCACCUGGUAUGACAAUUGACUUGUUCAGAGGCAAAGCUGCUGUGAAAGAUGUUGAAGAGGAAAAGUUCCCCACACAACUGAGUAGACAUAUCAAGUUUGGCCAAAAGUCUCAUGUGGAGUGUGCUCGAUUUUCUCCAGAUGGUCAGUAUUUGGUCACUGGCUCAGUUGAUGGAUUCAUUGAAGUAUGGAACUUUACCACGGGAAAAAUUAGAAAGGAUCUGAAGUACCAGGCACAGGAUAACUUUAUGAUGAUGGACGAUGCAGUGCUGUGCAUGUGUUUCAGCAGAGACACUGAAAUGUUAGCAACUGGAGCACAAGAUGGGAAGAUCAAGGUGUGGAAGAUUCAGAGUGGGCAAUGUCUGAGGCGAUUUGAAAGAGCGCACAGUAAAGGAGUAACCUGCCUGAGUUUUUCCAAGGAUAGCAGUCAGAUUCUUAGUGCCUCUUUUGACCAGACAAUCAGGAUCCAUGGCUUGAAAUCUGGGAAGACGCUCAAGGAAUUUCGUGGUCAUUCUUCAUUUGUAAAUGAAGCUACUUUUACACAGGAUGGGCAUUAUGUUAUCAGCGCAUCCUCUGAUGGCACUGUAAAGGUUUGGAAUAUGAAGACUACAGAGUGCUGUAACACCUUCAAAUCACUUGGCAGCACAGCUGGGACAGACAUCACUGUGAACAGUGUGAUUCUGCUGCCUAAAAAUCCAGAGCACUUCGUUGUUUGCAACAGAUCAAAUACCGUUGUCAUUAUGAACAUGCAGGGACAAAUUGUGAGAAGCUUCAGCUCUGGUAAGAGGGAAGGUGGUGACUUUGUCUGCUGUGCCCUUUCUCCCCGAGGCGAGUGGAUCUACUGUGUGGGUGAAGAUUUCGUGCUCUAUUGCUUCAGCACCGUGACUGGCAAGCUAGAGAGAACUCUGACAGUUCAUGAGAAGGAUGUAAUUGGUAUCGCUCACCAUCCCCACCAGAACUUGAUUGGGACCUAUAGUGAAGAUGGGCUCCUGAAGCUGUGGAAACCAUAGAAUGGAUUUUUAUUUCUCCUCAGUGCAUGACUCUUGAAUGCAAGGGAAGGAUGUAUGUUGCGGAUUUUUUGUUUUCAAUUCUUCUGAGGUCCAAAAUGUGGUUUUAACUUAUACUGGCUUUCAUAUUCACAUUCAGGUGUCCCAAGAAAUGCUAGUUAGUACAGCCCUUGCUAGUUGUGUGCCUGAAUAGGACUGUUAAGAGUUUAACAUUCAUAUAUAACAUGAACAUAAGAUGCAUUGUAUUUGCAAUGAGCACAUUCAAGCCAAAGUUGAACACUUUACAACCCCAUUGAUUUCAGAAGCACAUGGUUGUGUAUCUCCUUCUGAAGUGCAUGGGACUUCCAAGCCCCUUAACUUCGGCUAUGAACCUGGCAACAGUCUUGUGUUUUUUCCUGCUCCAGGUAAAAGUUCAGUGUCCCCUUAGAACAUGAUUUGCCCUGAUUAGCAUAGAACAUUUUAAAGUAUAUAUGCCCUUCAGUAUCCUAAAAUACAUCAGAUGUUACUCCAUUUUCCUUCAUCCAGCUAUUUUUAGAAGCCUACUUGAGUGACUGUUAAAUCUUGAUUUAGGGUUAUGUAUAGCUUUUAUUUCGAACAGUAGUUUUACGUUGUCUGUCUCUUCCCUAAUAAAAUAACUUUUAUUACAA
Hemicordylus capensis (graceful crag lizard) is the source of this 2330-nucleotide messenger RNA. It is a transcript of the gene SMU1, whose product is annotated as SMU1 DNA replication regulator and spliceosomal factor. The record is from RefSeq and is a predicted model, not a curated record. Gene Ontology annotation, cellular component: precatalytic spliceosome. Bases 145 to 1686 code for a protein of 513 amino acids. Lineage: Eukaryota; Metazoa; Chordata; Lepidosauria; Squamata; Cordylidae. Gene Ontology annotation, biological process: mRNA splicing, via spliceosome. Gene Ontology annotation, molecular function: protein binding. The transcript is spliced from 12 exons.